CUGAUCCUCUCCGCCCUGGCCUCUUGCGCCAUUGGCGUCGUCGCCGCCGAGGACCUCAAGAUCGAGGUCACCCACGCCGUCGAGUGCGAGCGCAAGUCCCAAAAGGGCGACACACUGUCCAUGCACUACAAGGGCACUCUGGCUGCUGACGGCAAGAAGUUCGAUGCCAGCUACGACCGCAACCAGCCCUUCACCUUCAAGCUGGGUGCUGGCCAGGUGAUCAAGGGAUGGGAUCAGGGUCUCCUUGACAUGUGCAUUGGAGAGAAGAGAACCCUCACGAUCCCCCCCGAGCUGGGCUACGGCAACCGCAACAUGGGACCUAUUCCGGCUGGCUCGACUCUCGUCUUCGAGACCGAGCUGCUGGAGAUCAAGGGCGUCAAGGCCCCCGAG
This is a messenger RNA of Trichoderma harzianum CBS 226.95, 390 nucleotides long. RefSeq lists its product as hypothetical. The annotation marks the transcript as partial. Gene Ontology annotation, molecular function: peptidyl-prolyl cis-trans isomerase activity. The transcript is spliced from 5 exons. Gene Ontology annotation, biological process: protein peptidyl-prolyl isomerization. NCBI's taxonomy places the organism in Eukaryota, Fungi, Ascomycota, Sordariomycetes, Hypocreales, Hypocreaceae. The record is from RefSeq and is a predicted model, not a curated record.